Messenger RNA from Rubroshorea leprosula, 1246 nucleotides. The record is from the annotation of a GenBank genome assembly. Lineage: Eukaryota; Viridiplantae; Streptophyta; Magnoliopsida; Malvales; Dipterocarpaceae.
CAAGAGCAGCAUUAUCAUAUCAAUGGCAGCAGUAAGAGCAAUGAUUUUUGCGGCCAUUAUGGUUGCAACAUUGCCUGCGUCUUCUUCAGCUGCUUCAAUUGUCACAUUUGUUUUCGGGGACUCCCUGGCUGAAGUUGGAAACAAUAACUUUUUGCGGUACUCCCUGGCACGGUCGGAUUAUCCGCAUUAUGGGAUUGAUUUUUCUGGUGGAAAAGCAACAGGAAGAUUCACCAACGGGAGAACAAUUGGAGAUAUAAUAUCCUCAGACCUUGGGAUUCCACCACCGCCGCCUUAUCUUUCUCUGAAUGGGAAUGUUGAUGCAAUGAUUAAAGGGGUGAACUAUGCUUCUGGUGGAGCAGGGAUCCGGAAUGAUACUGGACUUUACUUUGUUCAAAGGUUAACUUUUGAUGAUCAGAUAAAUUGCUUUCUGCGGACAAAGGAAGCAAUCAAGGCAAGGUUAGGAGAUGAGGCUACAAACAAGCUUUGCAAUGAGGCCACGUACUUCAUUGGAAUUGGUAGUAAUGACUAUGUCAAUAAUUUCUUGCAGCCUUUCCUAGCAGCUGGGCAACAAUACACUAAUGAUGAAUUUGUUGAUCUCUUGAUAUCCACCUUGGACCAACAACUUUCGAAACUGUACCAGCUUGGGGCAAGAAAAGUAGUGUUCCAUGGGCUUGGACCACUGGGCUGCAUUCCUUCCCAAAGGGUGAAAUCAAGGAAAGGCCAAUGCCUAAAGAGAGUUAAUGAAUGGGUGCUUGAAUUCAACUCCGCAGCGCAAAAUCUAGUUACAUCUCUCAACAACCGCUUCCCAAAUGCAAAAUUCACGUUUGCAGAUACAUACUCUGAUAUCUUGGAGUUAGUAGACAAUCCCACUGCCUAUGGUUUUAAGGUGUCAAACACAUCAUGUUGCAAUGUGGCAGCAAUAGGAGGAUUGUGCUUGCCUAACUCAAAACUGUGCAGCAAUCGCGAUGAGUAUGUAUUUUGGGAUGCAUUCCAUCCCUCAGAUAAAGCAAACCAAGUGCUGGCUGAAAAGCUGUUCCACAGGCUCUUCUCUGCCACUGCCACUCCUGCUCCUGCUCCUGCCCCUGCCCCAAAGCCUCAUUGACUUACAAAGACAGGGAGAAAGGGCAUUAUGCAUGUUUUACCCAUACUUAAUUUUAUGACAGCAAAAGUAUGGUUAAUAUGAAAACCUCUACAAUCUUCAAUACGAAUUUCUCUAUGGAAGUUUCAUUAAAAUGCCUUAAAUCUA